CAACAGAAACUGAUGCUAAAACUAAACAAGAAAACAAACUAACUGCUGAACAAAUUUCUCACCAAACCACCCACAAAAAAUUAACUACUGAAAUCAGAUUAAACCAGGAACAAACUGGCAUUAUUAAUUCCCUAGUCGACCGAUUAGCCAAAAGAGACAAAGAUUUAGCCCUAAUCCGGAAAGAAAAUCGCCAACUAAAAACUCGUCCGACCCAGGAGCAAUUAAAUGAGGCAGUCCAAAAUGCCCAAGCGGAAGAAGUUAACAAAUAUCGAGACUGA
Messenger RNA from Entrophospora sp. SA101, 278 nucleotides. Lineage: Eukaryota; Fungi; Glomeromycota; Glomeromycetes; Entrophosporales; Entrophosporaceae. The record is from the annotation of a GenBank genome assembly.